GAGUGGGUGGGGGUGGCCCUCAGCAGUAGACGGGUACCAGAGAGGAGGGUGCGGUUGCCCAGCUUGGUGGACAGGCGCUAUGGCCGCUGGGGUACUGACCCUGCUGCUCCUGGAGACCUUCCCGCAGCCUUUAUCCAGUGCGCUGCCCCAGCUGGUGGGAGCUCCCCGUGGCAACAUCUCAGGUGAGCCCGGAGGCCGAGGGCCGCCCCCAGCAAAGGCAGACACCAGGAUCGUCUUGGUGGUGUUCAGCUGCCUCAGCCUCCUGCUGCUCUUCCUGGCCAUUUUCUUCAUCUACAGACACGGGCAGCGCAGCUCCGCGCAGGAAGAGGCCACCAACAGAACCAGCCUCUUGGACUUUCUCUACAAGGAGGAGACGUCAGACGCGGCUGACGCAGGACAGGUGUCUGAGGCCGAGGAGCCCCCGGAAGCGGCCCCAGCCCCGCCAGACAGCACGGCCACGUCUCAGGCAGCGUCUGAGCCCCCCGCAGGGGUGAAGGUGGAGGAGGACAGCUGAGGUCUCAGGGAGCCCAUUUCCGCCAGAGUCAGAGAAGCAAAGAAGACAGCCCAGAUGCCAGGGAGGGAGGGAGGCCGGGUGGAGGGGCCCGGGGAGCCGUGACGGUACAGUUAACCGAGGGAAGGGCCGGGAGACCCCGUGAUGCCUCUGCAAAGGACCCUCCUGCCUGAGGCUCUCAGGCCCCAGGUUCAAUCCCCAGCACCACCAUCAGCUAGAGCUCAGCAGGGCUCUGAGCUCUCUCUGUGUCUCUCUAUCUCUUUCUCUCAUUAAAAUAAAGAAAUCAAAAUAUUUUUUGGAAAGAAAGAAAAACAUGACUCUCCUGCCUGAGGCCCUGAGGCCCCAGGUUCAGUCUCCAGCACCGCUGUCAGCCAGAGCAGAGCAGGGUUCUGGGAAAACAAUAAAUAAAUAAAUAAACAAACAAUACUAAAUCACUAAUAAAAUAUCAAAAGUAAACAAAAGGAACCCAGGGGGCAGGGAGGUAGCUCAGUGGUGGGUGCGUGUCUGGCCACGCACAGGGCCCAGGUUGGAGCCCUGACACCGCAUGCGAGUUCACCAGAGGAAACCCCAGUGUUGUCCGUCAGCUCUCUCUCUCUCUCUCUCUAGGCUCCUGCUGACCGCGGGCCACUGGAGCUCAAGUCUCUUU
This is a messenger RNA of Erinaceus europaeus (western European hedgehog), 1157 nucleotides long. RefSeq names its product V-set and transmembrane domain containing 1 (gene VSTM1). The transcript has 8 exons. Bases 80 to 514 code for a protein of 144 amino acids. The record is from RefSeq and is a predicted model, not a curated record. NCBI's taxonomy places the organism in Eukaryota, Metazoa, Chordata, Mammalia, Eulipotyphla, Erinaceidae.